GAACAUGACGUCAUAUAGAAAAAUGAAAUAAACACACUUAACAGAUUGUCAGUGUGAACAUAUGCUACUCAUUAAAAUGAAGGUGCCGGAGGAGGAAUUAAUGAGCGACAUCCUGAAGCGGUUAACAGGAGAGUCUGCACUGCCUGCGUACAGCAACAUAGAGAAGUUCAAACGAGGGAAGGACGGCUCAUACUUUGUGGCCGAGGACUUCAGUGAGACUGUGAAGAAAAGAGAGUUGGUCAACGCCAAGGAGAGACUGAGAAUCAGGAACUUGAACACCAUGUUCUCCCGCUUGAAGCGCAUGGUGCCAAUAAUGCGACCAGACCGUAAGCCCAGUAAAGUGGACACACUCAAAGCUGCGACGGAAUACAUUCGAUUGCUUGUUGCAGUUUUGCAGGAUACUGACAGAGAUGAUGGCAGUGGGACUGAUUUCCUAAAGAAUGCAAUCACUUAUGGUCAGACUGAAUGCCUGAGCAAUGACCUAUGGAGAAUGGAUGAUCUGCUGAACGUGUCAGAGGAGCACAUUGAGGACGGAUUCACCAUGCCCUCAGAGCCGGUAUCAGAGGACGGAGAUAUGACCAGACUGGUGUUGCAACAUUGUGUUAUGCCUGGAUACCAGUUCAUCAUCCAAGUAGCUCCUGAUCAGACUUUGAUGUCUCAACCCUGCUGAGUGGUGUUUAGAGCGGAUAUUGGAAACCUGCCAGGGGCCUGCUAAAGAAAGGAUUAACCUCGAAGAAAAUGCAGUUUUAUUUGUCUUAUUUCAUUUAACUUUUGAAGUUUACAUUUUGUUUGAGUCAAAAUGAAUGUUUUUAUUUUUAUUGUACAAACUGUAUCCUUGGCAGCCCUUAAAUAAAAUGUACAAGACAG
Epinephelus moara (kelp grouper) is the source of this 867-nucleotide messenger RNA. RefSeq names its product folliculogenesis specific bHLH transcription factor (gene figla). Bases 62 to 670 code for a protein of 202 amino acids. Lineage: Eukaryota; Metazoa; Chordata; Actinopteri; Perciformes; Serranidae. Gene Ontology annotation, biological process: developmental process; regulation of transcription by RNA polymerase II. Gene Ontology annotation, molecular function: RNA polymerase II transcription regulatory region sequence-specific DNA binding; protein dimerization activity; DNA-binding transcription factor activity, RNA polymerase II-specific. The record is from RefSeq and is a predicted model, not a curated record. The transcript has 6 exons.